Helianthus annuus (common sunflower) is the source of this 1876-nucleotide messenger RNA. RefSeq names its product CBL-interacting protein kinase 18. The record is from RefSeq and is a predicted model, not a curated record. Bases 435 to 1763 code for a protein of 442 amino acids. The transcript has 2 exons. NCBI's taxonomy places the organism in Eukaryota, Viridiplantae, Streptophyta, Magnoliopsida, Asterales, Asteraceae. Gene Ontology annotation, molecular function: protein kinase activity; ATP binding. Gene Ontology annotation, biological process: protein phosphorylation; signal transduction.
CUUCUGUUUUGCAACAUCAUGUGACGAAUGGAUACAAACAAAUCUUGUUUCAAACGUAUCUUGUUUUUGUUUUAAUAUGAAAUUACAUAAUUAAACAAAAUUUUUCUGUGGAAGAAAAUCCAAGCAUAGGAGCCCUAGAAGCCAGCCGCAGACAAACAAAAACCACCGUAAACAUGAAAGACAACGAAAGUAGAGGGACUAAAGCCAUAACUUUACCGAGGAAUAUUCAGCAGGGCACACCAAAAGCCUUUCAUGAUGAUCAACCAUUGCAGUUGCAUGUGUCAAGUCCAUGUAUAUUAAUCGUGUUUGGGUCUGUCUAAAUUACACCACAAUAUUUUUUGAGCUUCGUCUCUGCUCCAGCUCUCUAAUCGUAAUCAGAUUCUGAUGUCUAGCCUUGGAUCAUUACAUAUUUAAGAUCCGCUACACAAGAAAAUAUGGACAUCAAAGAGAAUAUCCUGAUGGAAAGAUACGAGUUAGGGCGAUUGCUUGGUCAAGGCACGUUCGCUAAGGUUUACUUCGCGCGCAAUUUAACAACGGGCCAAAGCGUUGCAAUUAAGGUAAUAGACAAAGAGAAGGUGAUACACGUCGGGCUUGUUAACCAAAUCAAGAGAGAAAUAUCUAUUAUGAAACUAGUGAGACACCCUAACAUCUUACAACUUUAUGAAGUCAUGGCUACCAAAACAAAAAUAUAUUUUGCAUUAGAGUACGCAAAAGGGGGUGAGCUUUUCGAUAAGGUGGCGAAUGGAAAGCUAAAAGAGCAAACGGCGCGUAGAUAUUUUCAUCAGUUAAUCGAUGCUGUAGAUUUUUGCCAUAGCAGAGGGGUCUAUCAUCGCGAUUUAAAACCAGAAAACUUGUUACUAGACGAGAAUGAGGAUUUAAAAGUUUCUGAUUUUGGGUUAAGUGCGCUUGCUGAAUCUAAGCGUGAAGAUGGGUUGUUACACACCGCGUGUGGGACCCCUGCUUACGUGGCACCGGAAGUGAUUACUCGAAGAGGGUAUGAUGGGGAUAAAGCGGAUGUUUGGUCUUGUGGGGUGAUCUUGUUUGUUUUAUUGGCCGGUUAUCUUCCAUUUCAUGAUUCAAAUUUAGUGGAAAUGUAUAGAAAGAUCGGGAAAUCAGAGUUUAGAUUUCCAAGUUGGUUACAAGCUGACGUAAGGAAGUUGAUCUCGCGAAUCUUGGAUCCAAAUCCGGUAAACAGAAUCACAAUUCCGAAAAUUAAGGAAAAUGCGUGGUUUAAAAUGGGAAAAUGUUCGAAAGAGGAAAAUGCGGACAAGGCCUCAGGAUCUGGCACAAUCACAAAUGUUGCUGAAGAUCAAGAUUCGAUGAACCCUCCGAAUAUGAAUGCAUUUGAUAUUAUUAUUCUAUCUCCGGGGUAUAAUUUGACGACAUUGUUUGAAGAACAUGUACAAAAGAAAGAAGCAAGAUUUGCCAUUUGGCAGCCUGCUUCGGCUAUUCGAUCUAAACUAGAAGAAAUUGGUAAAUGUUUGGGGAUGAAAGUGAGCAAAAGAGAAGCAGGGUUGUUGAAACUGGACGCGACAACCAAGGGUAAAAAGGGAAUUUUGUCAAUUGAUGCGGAGAUUUUUGAGUUAGCUCCAUCUUUACAUAUGGUUGAGGUGAAGAAAUGUUAUGGAGAUACAUUGGAAUAUCAGAAGGUGUUAGAUGAACGUUUAAGACCUGCACUUCAAGAUGUUAGUUGGAAUAUGCAAGGUGUUGAGCAAGAUCAACGAGUACAACCGGAGCAACAUGAGGUACUACAACAUCCGUAGCAGAAGCAGGAUCGGUUUUCUUGAUUUUUUUCCAUUGCAUUUACUUUCGGCUAUCUGAUAUCUUUCGUUAGCCAAAAAUUUAAAAUAUAGUUAUUUCGACCCAUAUAUAUAUA